AUGCAUUGCUCCCCACAACCCCCUGAAAGACGGGAGCUUUGCAGCUUGCCGUCUCCUUCCCUCACGCCGCGCCACAGUGCGUACGUCUGUAUCGACGACGUGCAGGUUGAUACUCUUGCAACUUGCAAGUACGAUUUGCCAGUGGACCCGGAGGAAUUCGACCGGGCGACGGUGAUCAAACCCACGAGUUUGCUACGGCCACACAUGCGCAUCUUCUACUUGUCGUGGAUAUCAGCGAUCACGGGCUUCUUCGGGUGGUACGCGAUCCCGCCGCUCAUGCCGGUGAUCAAGACCCAAUUGGGCCUGACAGACGGGCAGGUGCUGAAUUCCGAUAUUGCCAGUACCGCCAGUACCAUCUUGUCCCGCAUUGCAUCGGGUCCAGUACUCGAUUGCUAUGGGCCACAAGUGGUGCAGAGUACGGUGCUCUGGCUUGGGGCUAUUCCUGUCAUUUGUGCAGCUUUUGUGAGCUCGGCUACGAGUUUAGUUCUCGUCCGGUUCUUCAUUGGCCUCGUUGGCUGUGUCUUUGUCUCGAGUCAAUACUGGACAACGAUCACCUUCGCUCGCAAUGUUGCAGGCACGGCCAAUGCCAUCACAGGUGGCCUGGGAGUCUCGGGCAUCGGUUUUGCCUUCCUCGUGCUGCCCUUCAUUUACGAAGCUAUUACCAGUAGAGGUCACGUGUCGGCCGAUCUUGGCUGGCGACUCACUAUUGCUCUGCCUGCUGUACUCAUGGUGAUCAUGGGCACUGUCAUCCGCUUUGCGGUGGACAGCUGUCCAACCGGAGAUUUCCAGAAGCUCAUGCAGAUGAAGCGACAAGCUGAACAAGACAGCAGAGCUCUACCUGCUCGCACAAGCGUCAGUGGAAGCUUGACGAUGGUCCGUCCAGUGACACCUACUACCGGAGGUGUCCAGUCCGUUCCCAAGCCACCUAUGACCAUGUUGCAGUCGUUCAAGAUCGUCUUGACUGACGUCAAUGUCCUGGUCAUGAUUGCGCAGUACGCAGCUGCCUUCGGCACGGAACUGCAGCUGAACAAUAUGGGUGCUCUUUACUUCCACACGCAGUUCCCUCAAGAGGGAUGUUUACCAACGGACAGCAAUCUUUGCUACAUGCUCUCGACGACCAACGCUGCUACUGUGGCAUCAUCUUUUGGACUCAUGAACAUCUUUGCUCGUGCUCUUGGUGGCUUGGCAUCGGACAGUUUGAAUUCCAGACUGGGCAUGCGAGGCCGCAAGCGUGUGCAGUUUACACUCUUGUGCACAUUGGGUUUGCUCGUGAUUACAUUGAGUCAACUCGAGUCGCUUGGAGCUUGCAUUGCACUCUACGUGCUUGUCGCCAUCGCGGCACAAGCAACGGGUGGUUCGACCUACGGCAUUGUGCCAUACUUGAGUGAACAGCACACUGGCACUGUGAAUGGAUUAGUCGGUGCUGGGGGUAACUUGGGCGGCGUGGUGUAUGGCAUUAUUUUCCGCAGCACUGAAGGGUACAGUUCCGGACUGCUUUACAUGGGCAUUAUUAUCUUGGCCUGCGCACUGCUCACUCUGUUGCUACGGUUCUCAAGCUCGGAGCACAAGCCGACGACGAAUGCUGCAAACCGUUCUUCCAGCGGUGUCUACAAGAGAUCACACAGCACGGUGCACGUUGAAUUAGAAUCGGAUGUGUACACGAAGCAGUAA
Peronospora matthiolae is the source of this 1671-nucleotide messenger RNA. The record is from the annotation of a GenBank genome assembly. NCBI's taxonomy places the organism in Eukaryota, Oomycota, Peronosporomycetes, Peronosporales, Peronosporaceae.